ACAACCCACUCUUGCAUUUGAAUGCUAAUCGUCCAACGGAGAAGACAUAAGAUAGACAAGUGCAUACUUUGCAAGUUGACUGUCUGAUAUCUUUUAGUAGAAUGUCUAUAAAAGUCAUAUACAGAAAUCUCAACAGAAAGGACGCGAAAGCGGUUGCGCGGUUGGCGUGUUUGGAGCUAUGUCAUACAGAUCCGUUGUACAAGUAUAUGUGCAUGACGGAGGCUGAUAUACUUCCAUUCUUUAGAGUAUACAUCAAAACGAUUAUCAGUCACAAGCUUUCCAUUGGAGCGUUUGAUAGGAAAACAGGAAGACUUUAUGGCUUCGUAUUGUGUUCACAUGCAAAUAAACAACUUCACCGAGAUGUUAUUGAUGGCCUUAAUCCAAUAAAACUGAACAGGAUUUUACGAAUAAUGGACAAGGUCAAAGAUCUUGGAAAAGGGUCAGAAGAAGCGGAGCUUUUCGAAUCUUCCGUGCUGGUCGAGCUGGCUGUUUCUGAACGAUGCUUAUCCGAUACCCCUGUUGACAGAGAACUGUGUUUGAGAGUUCAUCAGAAGGCGCGAAAUCUGGGAAAAGCAGUGCUCUCUGUGGCAACCGCGUUUGAUUCGCAAGCACUACUGCGGUUGGGGAAUGGCCGAGUGCUGAAAUCUAUCAGCUAUAAAACAUACAAAGACAAAGACGGCACAUCACCUUUUAAAGAGAUGCCAGAACCCGAUGUAAACAUUGAAUUCUGGGUUUUAAGUGACGUAGGCUUCGGAAAACCUUCGUCUCUAUGAAAGUAAACAGCUCGUGUUUCGUUAGCUUUAUCGAUUUUUCAAAUAACCCUUAUUUAAGAUUAUACAUUUUGCGUAUAUGUACAAAACCUACAUUUCUUCUUAAUGCUGAGUAAUACUGUUGUAAAUAACGAAAGUGAAUGUAAUAUGUCAUAAUACAACCUGUCUAGUAUUACAAGCGUGCCACUAUAUUGUUAUAGCUGUUAGGUAAUUCGAACGCAACGGAAAAUGAAUAAUGUAGGUUGUACAUGAAUGUAGAACGCAUCAUUUAUCACAACUGUCCGGACACGGCAUUUAGUCAAAAGCCUACUACUGUCUUCCAUUGUAUAUUUCGUGAUUUAUCAACUUAAUGGGAAGAAGUCACGUUAAAUGCGAUGUUGCACAAACUAAUCGUCAUUCAACUAAAAUAAACACAUCGCGUGGCACAAGCAUCGCAAAUGCCUCUCUACAGCCCGAGCUUGUUUCACAGCUGAAAUUUGCGCAGGCGUCUUAUACGCUGAUUAUUACGCGAAGGGCGCGGGUGUUUUUAUUAUGAAUGAAAUUAAGCUCCACGUUGAUUCUCACUGAAACCACUGACGUUGAUCGAAGGUUAUCGUAUUUAACACGAAAUUUUCUCGUUUGAUAAACUUGGUCAAGUCUGCACUUUCCAAAUGCAUUCAGCGAUUAUGACGAAACAAUUAAGAAAAAUAAACCUUGAGACAUGGCUUAGUAACCAAGUCCACACACAGAUAAAAUUAAAGAAUAAACAUAACUUGCUACGAAUAGUUUUCUCAAGAUGGAAAAUCACGAAGAAGCAAAUGAUUCCAAUCAAAAGAAACCUUUGUCAUCUGAUGUUCCUCUCGAACAGCUUAAAAAUAUCAGAAAUACGAUUCUGGACCUAAUUAGUACACCCGAAAAGAAGAGAAAGGAGCUGGUUUACUCUCUUGAGCAGAUCAUCGUAAGACGUCGUAAACUUUUGGAACGAAACCGAAUCAUGAUUGAACAAAUAAUUGGUUUGGCCAACUACUUUUCGAAUCCGCUCACGUCGUUGCUCGGCAUUUCAGAAGCGUUAAAGUCAACCACACGUCAUUUGUAUACUGUUGAAGCUUAUAGAAAAACAAGCCUUGAACGAUUGGAGAGCAAGCUUUUGGAGGACUACGAUUCUCGGGCAUCAAAGGAAUUCCCAGCUCUCAAGGAAGAUGUAGAGACGCUGUUAAAAGAUGCGUCGCGUUGCAUCUUAGAAGAAUCGAGGGCAAAGUACAGUUACGAUAAGGCGUGUACUAUAGGACCCAUGAAGUCUUCAUUAGGAAGUAGCUUUCACUCUCCUUCCACAAGAGCGCUUAAACAAAGUAAUCGAGCAUGGAUAGUGUCCAUGAAACUCGCAAAAGUUCAGGAGGCCAAGAAAUUGACAAAAGCAUCCGUGGACCGGGUUAACUUAAGAUACUCCGAAGCGGUAAAGAAAAGGACAAACGCACUUCACGAGUCUUUGAAGCAGUACAUCGAGAUCGACAUGAUUUUUCACGCCAAGGCACUAGAACAGCUGACCGAAGCCUAUCGAUGUUUACACACGUGGAAUAAUGUUCCCGAACCUACGAAGAACGUUGAUAUCAACGAUGACGUACCAUCAACGCAUUUGAGUAAAGUUGAUUUGAAAUCGGAAAUAUUAGAGCAGAGGAGUGGGAGGAGCAACGAAGAGGAAAGUGAGGAGUGUGACGUAUAUGAUGAAGCCGACGAGUUUGACGUAGAAAGUGAUGACGAAUUGCAAGCUAAUGGGGACACCGCCGAUUUGGUAUUAAGUGACAUAGACGUUUUAAAGGGAGUCGUGAAUGAUGUAAUGGGUAACGGUAAAAAGCCGAAUGGAACUUCAUUACACGGAGAAUCUUACUCGACUAUGACGUAACAGACACCUCAGUGCGUCAUAACUGUUUCAGUUUGUGAGGUCAUGAAAUAAAAUGCGAUAACUUUAUUCGGUUUAUAUUAUUGUCAAAUGCUGUAGCCAAAAAAAUGAAAAGCAAUUCUGCGUCCAAAUUUAAGUUUAUAUUUACAUUUAAAGUUAAACUUUCAAAGUAAAGGCAUAACACGAUACAAUGCGAUCCACGUCUUAGAUUUUCAGGUCUCCGUUCUCAUAGUCCAACAGCGCAUCCAGUAUUUGAAUAGAUCUUGACUGAGCUGGAGUCGGCGUAGAUCGCUCAGACUUGUGCACUAGCUUGAACACGGGUGUAUUUGUAUCAACUGGUACUUCCUGGUCUC
Molecule: messenger RNA, 2999 nt
Organism: Ciona intestinalis (vase tunicate)
Lineage: Eukaryota; Metazoa; Chordata; Ascidiacea; Phlebobranchia; Cionidae
Source: RefSeq, a predicted model, not a curated record